Messenger RNA from Mobula hypostoma (lesser devil ray), 9071 nucleotides. RefSeq names its product pleckstrin homology domain containing, family M (with RUN domain) member 1 (gene plekhm1). Bases 150 to 3455 code for a protein of 1101 amino acids. The transcript has 12 exons. NCBI's taxonomy places the organism in Eukaryota, Metazoa, Chordata, Chondrichthyes, Myliobatiformes, Myliobatidae. The record is from RefSeq and is a predicted model, not a curated record.
GAUGGGAUACUGGAGGAAUGUGUUGUCAACGCGCUGUGACCUGGGAUAGCGGCGGACUCGAUGGGAAGAAGUGGUUGAUGUGGAGUCGGGCGGUUCCGGGUUAAGCUGAGUGUGGAAACCUGUCAGCGAACGUGCAGGGUGGCAUGUGAAUGAACUCAUACACAAUGAUUUCUACACACACAUCUGAAAAUUCUGUCACACCCAGAGAAGUUAAACAGCGAAUAAAGAAAAAACUGGCCCAUUCCCUGAAGUGCUUACAGAAGCGGUAUGUAAAUACGGACAGUGUCGUAACCAGUGAUGAUUGCGAUGCAAAUCUGCUGUGCUGUGUCAUGGAAUCGAUAUUUGUGCAUGGAUUGAAAUCGAAGCACAUUAAAACAAAUGGAGGAAAGCAAGGGCAGAGAAGCGGUCGAGCUCCUCUUCCACAGCCUGUCUUUUGGACUCUGCUUAAAACGGUCACUCACCACGAUGUUGUGACAGAGCUGGAACAGUUGAACUUUAUUAACACUGAUGUUGGACGGUGUCGGGCAUGGGUGAGACUUGCACUUAAUGAUGGCUUGAUGGAGUGUUACUUAGUGUCCCUGCUUCGUGAGAAGGACAGCUUAAAUGACUUCUAUCAUCCUGUGGCCUUGCUUCUGGAUUCAGAAGACAGUGAAGUUCUACUGAGCUAUCUGCAAGGUCUGUCAUCUCUUUCAUUUACUUUGUCUUAUAAAUCAGCUGUGCUAAAUGAAUGGACUGCCACUCCCCUUGCAUUGGCUGGCUUAUGCUCCAGCCCAGAACUGUCAGAAGCCAUAUCGCCAAACUUUAAUGAAGGAAGAAGGAAAAGCUCUUGGGAUUCAGUGUCUCAGUCAUCUGGUUCUGAUAUAAUUGAAGUGACUCAUACCAGUUCCACAGCUAUGCACAGCAGCCACCAGCUGGGCAAACUAAAAUCUGCAUCCUCUACAUUAAGUUUGGAGACAACUGGAUCAUCCCAGCUUUCUUCCAGUCUGAGCUCUGACAGUCUCCUUCAGUCCAAUGGAAUGAAAAGUCCUGACCAAACUACUGAGGAAUUGUGGUCAUGUGAUACAGACAAAGGCAUUGCAAGUGCUGAGAGCUCCAGCAAAUCUCUGCAUGUGACACCAGAUGAACUUGGAGAGGAUCAAACUCCAGUUUCCUUGAGUUGCGAUGUCUCAAUUACUAUAUCUCAGCCUGAGUUAUCCCCAUUGCCUCCAGCACAUGAUAUUUCAUUGAAUACUCAGUCAGAUGAAUCGGUCGUUGACCAACAUGCAUGUGAUGAGAAAACAAAUAUACAGACUAUAGAAAACUAUUCACAAACUGAAUGCCCUGCCUCCACCCAUGUUUUAGCUUUGCACCAUCCCGUGACUGCUAAUGGAUCGCAGCCUGAAAAUGACACUAAAACUGUCCCUCCUUUCAGUGUUGAGUUGCUAAACCCUGCAUGUUCUGAAAAAUGGUCUGAUGUCAACUCUGAGAGAGCUUUGCAAUCCGUAGCAUGCCGGGACCGGGAAGUAAAAGCUGACCAUAUUGAUACUGAAGCUGUGGAUCAAGUUUCUGUGGUGAGAAAAGCUGCUGAUGUAACAGGCGAAGAGGAUACAUUGAAUGUUACCAAUAAUCACUUGACUGAACCAGGAGAUAAUAAUAAGCUAAGUAGCUGGAUAUCAGAUGAUGAUAUUUGCAAACCUUCUCCACACGAAGUGCUCCCACAAAGCACAGGGGAAAGUUCAGUCGAAUGUUCUGCCAACACAGCAUCAAGGAAUGAAAGCAGCACUUCAGUAAAUGAAAAUGGACGAGCAGCUUCCAAUUUCUCGCAGAAUAAAUGUGUUCAAGAGGAAACAUCCUUUAAAGUGACCCAUCGCCGAAAGACAGGUAUUUCAAACCCUUUUCGUGGACUUCUGAAGUUGGGUAAUUUAGAGAGGCGAGGUCAUGUUGGUAUUUGGAAAGAGUAUUACUGUGAGUUAUCACCUUUCGAGUUCCGUCUAUAUCAGAGUGGUGAUGACCGCAAUUGUUGUGAGAACUGCUCUUUACUAAGAUGUGAAUUAGUGGAGCAUGCCCACAGUGAUGGGAGGUUUCAUGUGGUUUUUGCUGGCAAGAAAUUAUACCUCCGUGCACCCUCUCAAGAUGAAGCAGAAGACUGGAUCGAUCGAAUUCAGGAAGCAUUAGAGCAAUGUAGACCCUUGCAAGCUCCAAAACAAAAAUCAUUGGAUGUAGAGAGCUCAACAAAUGAGAAGCCAGAUUCUGUUUCGGAGACGCCCAUCCUUUACCCUGCUGGUCACUUAAAUCACAAAGAAAAUAACCCCCAUCAAGAAUAUAAUUGGAUUUCUGAGGCUGAACCUCAAUUAGAUGCAAUUAAAGAAACUGUCCUAUACUUGUUAACAGGAAAAAGGUGGAGUCGCUACAUCUUCACUUUAACAUUGGAAGCACUGAAAUAUUUUCAGCUUCAGGAACAGCAAAAAAUACUGUGCAAAAGUUAUAAAAUUGAGACCUUUAAGGAUGUUAUACCUGAUACUGCAUUGGGUGGCCCAGCAAAUUUUAAAAUACUUACAUCUGAAGUUACACUGAGACUUCAGGCUGAAAGUGCUGCAGAGGCAAGAUCGUGGCGUGAAAUGAUUCGAGCAGUUCUGUCAUCUUACUUAGAAGCAGAAGAAGAUAACUUGGCAGAAAAUACAGCCUACGAAAAGAAUGAGAGAAGACUUGUGGAGCUGGGAUUGGGUGAACACAAGAGUCUUCUGCAAUAUUUAACUGUUGUACCUAUUGAAAAAGGGUUGGACUUGCAGAAAUUCCAAUGUGCAGCAUGCUCCCAAAAAAUAGGGUUUUCAUUUAGUAAAGCCAAGGUUUGUGCCUAUUCUGGCCUCUACUACUGUGAGAUGUGUCACCAGGAUAUAGAAACUAUUAUCCCGUCCAGAGUGAUCCAUAACUGGGACCUGACAAAACAGAAGGUUUCCAAUGUGGCAGCGAAAUUCCUGCAGCGGAUCCAAAAUGAACCCUUUAUUGAUCUUGAUGCAGUAAAUGGAAGUCUCUAUCAGUAUGUUGAACGCAUGGCUCGGACUCGUAAGAGUAGAGAUCGUUUGAAGCUAUUGGAAGACUAUCUCUUCACGUGUCGAAGUGGUGCAGUCCAGGAUCUCUAUAAGAGGUUAGAACAGAAGAAAUAUCUCUUGGAGUCAACCCAUUUGUACAGUGUCUCCGAUCUUCGGCAGAUAGCACGUGGCAUGUUUGAAGUGUUCUUACAGCAGGCCAUCCAUUAUGCCACCAAUCAUGUCUAUAUGUGUGACCUCUGCACUCAGCGUGGCUUCAUUUGCCAGAUGUGCAAUAACGAUGACAUCAUCUUCCCUUUUGAAUUUGAAUCAACUACAAGGUGCAAAAAGUGCAGGACUGUCUUCCAUAAGGCUUGCAAGGCUGCCGUCCAAUCGUGUCCACGCUGUGUGCGCAAACAGAAGUACCUGGAGUAUAAAAUGGAGCAUUAGCUGUUGGUCUGCAUCAAGCAUCAUGUGCAUGGGAGUGAGGAUGCAAGCUGCCUACCAUGUGCAGCCCUUUCCCUGAAUUCCUGCAAUUUAUGGACAAUGUAAAUUCUGGGUUGAUGUGAAAUAAUUUUAUUAUAGUUGAUUCUACAGUCGCAAACUCCUCGUUCACUUAUUUUGAGAAACAGCAAAUACAAAAUGAAUGCAACGCUUUGCCUUGAUAUAGACUGCCUGCUGCUACAUUGCAAACUCACUCACUGGCGCUGUUAAACUAGUUCAUCUUCUAGAUUUCCAGCUCUUUUUAAUAUAUAUAUAUUUAAAUCACUUUUAAAUGCAUACGCCUUUGUUCAGACAUGUAAACUACAUCAGUUUGUGGGAAUAUAAAAUGUACAUUGCAUGUAUAGUAAUGUACUGUAUUCAUCUGCAAAAUUAACUGUAAAGAUUUACUAAAAUUUGCUGUUUUAAGCUACAUUUUGCAAACUAAUCCUUGUAAAUAGACAAAAUACUUAAAAUUUCAUCCUUGCAGCAGACUGUCCAUUGCAUUUUAAUAUUCAUUCCAAAAGGGUGUAAGCACUUCCUUUCUUGUUUAAACUUGACAAGGUUUCACUUCUUUUUGCAAUUUGAUUACUGAUGAUUAGCAUAUCAUUCAGUAGCUGGAUUCUUUUUAACAUCAUCUUAUAAAACUUUCAGUUAAUACAACUUAAAUCUAUUCAUGAAAUUGCUAUUUUCCAGUCUGAAUUUAGGCCAAUUUGGAUGAGAAAUUGCUAAGUGCUAAACUGUUAAAGUAACUAGUAAAAUCAAGGACAUCCAAAAUAAAAGUUUAUAAAACCUAACACUUGUAUUUGUACAGUAUCUUGCUUUUGUUUGCAACAUAAUGCAAAUCAUUCCUUCCCAUUUACAGACAUUUCAUUGCUUAUAAAUGUAAUUAAUUACAAUAGUUAAAGUCUGAGAUAUGCGCAGGUUCACCAAAAAUAAUUCUGAAAACAAACUUUUGCAGCGCUGGAGUAUUUUAGGGCACAGAUUCAAGUGCAACAAAACUUUGAAUGCCUCAAUACUUCCCUAGGUUUAUUACAGUUCACGUUACAAAGCAGUAUAGCAUUAGUUGCUGCUUGCAGUCUUCCAACUGUAGCAGGGUUUAACAGCCAUAUAAUAACUUUUGUACAUGUUUUUGUAUAUCAGUAUUUUUUUGCAUUAUAUACCUUAUGAUUUUCAUCAGAAUCAGACAUUGACUAAAUUUACUAAACACUGGCUCAAUGGUCUUUUCUAUUUUCUUAAGAACAGAAUGUUGUCAAACUAAUAUGAUUUUUUUAAAAUGUGCCAAUAAAGUUUGAGAGCCUUAUUUAAAUUCAGAAGUGCUUGAGUGUCUGGUCAACAUAAGUGUUAUUUUUUAGUUUUUGGUAAAUAAUAUAACAUGAUCAGAUUUCUGCUAUUUGGACUGCUUUAAUCAUCUCAAAGUACUUGUGCAAAUAUGUAGUUUCAGCUCCCUUGGAUGAAAUUAAUAAAUGACAAAGGUUUGGUGGAUGGUCAGUCUUUCCUUUCUGCCUGAACCCUCUUUCUAUUUAUCGACUCUUUCGUGCUGUCUUUCUCUCAACAUCAUUCCCUCACCCCUACUUUUCUUCCUCCCUUCCUUUCUACUCUGCUCUGUCACAUUUUUCUCUUCCUCUUUUGGCUUUUGUGGCAUGUAUUUUCUGCCAGUGCUUGUUCCCUUUUUCCAUUCUGUGAAUUAAAUGGAAAGCCCUUUGCUCCUUGGUGCCCUGGCCCUCUUACUCCCUGUUGAAAUGAGCAGUUAGUCACAUUUAUUUCCAAAAUUGAAGUUAUUUAGAUUUUGUGGUUUAAUGUUAACCAUCUGAACUCCUGGUUAUGUUUAUGGGCAAGAAUAUACACAUUAUUUGGCAUAAUUCAUAAAAUUUAUUUAAAGCACGGCAUGGAAAAAUUUGAGAAUUAUAUAUUGUGCUUUGCUCCUGUAACACACAGACAGGUACAUUGGUCUUUUGUACCUGUUUGAACAAAAGAUUAAAACUACGCAGGAAAUGUCAGCUUUCAUGAUCAAUGUUAGGAUGUGCAAAGGUCAGUGUUGUCUGGGAGAGGUCUGAUGUUUCUUUGCUUAUCCUUACAGUGGAUUUUGAGGAUUUUGUGGUGAUAGCUUGGUAUUUUUUCCAGUUGCCUUGAGAUCAUCACAACAUUCAAUGUCUGCUUACACCAAGAGCUAGCUCCUCUUUCUAGCUGAUGAAGGGAAGAUCCACUCCAGUGGGAUUUGUCUCUUGACAACAUUUUUGGAGUUUGGCUUUGUCUUAACAAACACCUUGUUUCAUUGGGGGGGGGAGGUCAGGCCACAAGUCCAAGAACUGCUCACCUGUUCCGAGUGAAGAAUGACGAAGGUGUCUACCUCACCCAUGCCAAUGACUGGCACACUGAAUAGUGAAUGGACAACCUCAUGACAGUUCUGAGUUCUUGAAGAUGUAUAAAGGCAUUUAUACCAGUAUGUCGUAUUGGAUUGUUUUUUGAGAAGAGCUUAGCAUAUUUAAGACUGUUCUCUUUGGAAAAGAGGUUAAAAUUAAUCUAAUAGAAUGUGAAGGAUGGUAAUACCAAGAAUAUAGAGGAAGUCUGUUCUUUCUUGUAAGUUUAACAUUUAUCCAUAAAAUUGGAUAUAGAUAUUUGAAGAUAAGGAACCUGCAUGGCCAAACCAGGCACAAAAUGCAGGGAUGUAGAUUUUUUAACUAAAGUGACAAAGCAGUGGUAAGAAGCUGCAGUCUCUGAUUUUAUAUUACAAAAAGAUAUUUGUGGGGGGUGGAGAAAGAUCAAAAAUGAUGAAUCUAAACUGAUAGAUUAUCAGAAAACUUUAAACGAGCAGUGACCUCGUAUAAAAACAUUAAGGUUAUGAAGAUUUCUAAACUGAAUAAAUAUGGGGAAAAUGUGUUCAGAUGAGGGACUCUGAAACCUGGACCCGUAAAUACUGUAUAGUAACUAAAAACCAAUAAUGAAUUCAAGAACAAUUUCUUUAGAAAAUGGUUUGGAACGUGAAAUUUCUACCACAAGGAACAGUUGAAAGGGGCAACUCUGAAAUCUUUGUUGUUGAUGGAUGUUCACUUUCAGAGCCAAAGGGGGCUUCGUAUUUUUUUUGCCAAGAUCAACUUUCUAAACACUAGUAGUUGUGAGCAUCUCAAGAUCAACAUGUUUUUGAAUAAGUUCAACUUCCAGCCAAUAUUUCCUGUUUAGAUUUUGGUUGUAAAUGGGAGCCAGUCUUCAGCUCUUAACAUAAGCAGUAAUAAGUUUGAAGUUAAAAGCACAGCUUUGCAAACAAGCACUGUCUAUAUAGCAGACUUGCUGGCUCACAGCACCUGGGCUUAUUACUGAAGAAGUACAGUAUAAGACAAUGUUAUUUAAUUUGGCUUGCUUCAAACUAGACAACACUGGCAAAGUUGUUUAGUUCAAGGAAGCUUGCAGACUAUAGUGAUAUUAUCAUUCAGUAUUUCAAUAGCCGAUGUAUUAAUAGUUGGAAGAUUUGUGUACUCAGAGGCAUCUUUACAGCAUUAAUUGUGGGUACCUGGGAUCUCUGUCUUCAAAAGCUUUUAGACUGUGUUAAAAGGUAUCUGAAAGAAUUUCAUGUGGCAAAGAAAUAGUAUAAAUUUAGAGAGCAGUUCAGGCAUUUUAAGAGUUGUCCAGGAACAUCAAGAAGCCUGACAGAAACCCUGGGUGAACUAGGAUCCACUCCUCUGUUUUCAAUUUCUGCAACAGGUGACUGUGGCUGGUGGGUAUGUCUUUUUUAGCUUACAGAAAUUGUACCUGUGAUUUAGAAACUAUUUGACAAUUGGAAAUCUUUUGAGUUUUAAAUGUGUUUUAAGAAUUGUGUUUAGAUUUAAACGUGUAUCACUGAAAAUAUAAGAACUGUAUUUAAGCUACUUUGUUAAAUGAAAAUACCUUCUCGGUAGGGAGGAGGGACCCACUGCUUGAAUCGUAGGUAUUGACAGCUAAACUCACCAUGAAGAAUAAAUCGGGAAGUGAACAAGUCUUUGAAUAUUGGUUAGUUACAGUAUAAUUUCCCUUUAGUGAGGGUACUCAAGGCUUUUUAUAUCCAAUAGGGCUUAAAGUCUUCAUUUGAGUUUAGAACUUCAUGGUCAACAAAGCCAUUGCUAUCACAUUGUAAGAUGAGCUGGAUGAAUACAGAGGGGAAAGAUGUAUAAAUAGGAUAAGGUGAAAUUUAAUGGGGAGAGGCAUAUUUAGAGCAUAAAUACUGUGGCCAAUAUUGGACCAAAUAAUUUUAGUCUGUUAAUAUAUAUUCUUAAGAGCAAGGGCAGAGGAAGUGUUGAUAUUCUACAGAAAUCUGAGGUGCUUUUUUAUUUUUUUUUACUAUUUGACUAUCAAAUUAUUUUGCAAUCAUGCUGUUAUUUUUUAAUAAAUUAUGUGGAUGACUAAUGAGAAACAAUUCCACACGUUGCAAUGAAGCAUCACAUGAUGUUGGAUCAGAGUUUUGCCCAGUCUUAUUUUACAUCUCACUUUUUUUCCAAGAACAAGUUCUCAACAUUAAUUUUAAAUUACAUUCAGGGGAAAAAGGUGUACAAUGCUAUGCUAAAGUCUUAGGCACACAUAUAUACUGUAGCUAGGGUGCCUAAGACUUUUGCAUAGCACUGCAGUAAUUUUAUGUAUUGCACUGUACUGCUACUAAAAAAAAUCAUGAGAUGUCUGAGUGAUGAUAAAACUGAUGCUGAUAUGUGUGUCUAUUGUGGACUGAGGGGAGAAAGGGGGCAGGGAGUGCCAGAGAGACAUUUCUGUAAAGAUCAAUAAACCUAUUGUUUAGAAUCAAACAACCUUGCCUGGUGUUGAACUUGGUGUGUCUGCAUGCACACCACCAGCCUGGUCAUGACACUCCUUCUCUGCCACCUGUCCCACAUACCAUCCACGCUCCACCCUCUCCAUUCCCAACAUCCUUUGCUCCCCCAUCAGAUUUACAAACUCGUUCUCUGCUCCAUGUUGACAAAUACAGUACUGUGCAGAAGUCUUGGGCACACAAGCUAUAUAUAUGUGCCUAUGACUUUAGCACAGUACUGUAUGUACAUACAAAGUUUAACUGUUCAGUCUGCUUCAGGAUUAAUGUCUAUUUUACCAGAAAACUGUUACUACUCUAUUAACAAAAAAUGUUUGCAGAUUUGUAGAAAAAAUGUUAAUGACUAGAAUGUCACAAUAUCAUAGUUGUUCAUUUGACUAAAGCAUGUGCUUUUCUGCAGCUAUUUCUGCCCUCACUUGCAGAAGUAUGUAGGACAGUUCACUUUUUUGACAUGUAAUAAUUAAUCAUGUCCAUUAAUUUCAGCGUACACAUUCCCUGACAAUUUAAUAAAAUUAACUUGCAAGCAAUUUUUUUUUUAAAAAGUGCAAAAAAGCAUGUAGCCUGCAUCCCAGCUUUGAUUCUUCAUUACUUUCUUUGCUUUUAGAAGUGAGUUAUUCAGACACACAAGUCACCCUUCUGAUGUCAAAUUGUGCCCGAGAAAAUUGUGGCACAACAUUGCCAAAGUCAAAACCACCAUGAUUGCUUCCUGUUAGAAACAUUUUCUGACACCCCCAUCUUCUCCCUCCUGGAUAUAUUAUGCUGUUAUGUUGAACACAUUUGUAUACCUCAACCAGCAGUCU